CUCAAAAUUCCACCUCAAAAGCGCAUGUUCUCUCUUACGUUCCACAAUUUUUUUUUUAUCAAUACUCAACUCUGAACUGCGAACUGACCUACUAUACACUGUUACUCUCUCGAAAUAGAGCUACGUACAGCUGCGUCAAUAAAAUCUAUUUUUGAAAUUUUUGCGGCGAAUUCAAAAACUUACGUUCCACACGCAUCCACAUCAUACACACAAUCUGUGAGUUUUCGAGAAUUUCAACUCAAAACAUCAGGUUCUUGAUUCAGUAUCUUGGCGACGUUUUCUCAUCGAUGACGCGAAGCGAAAGCAAACGACAACGAACGCAAAUAUACGUAGCAGUUUUUUGAUUAUACGCAGCGAUAACGGUUUUUUGGCUGUUGCACGUUCCCGAAAAGGGAUUUUUUUGAAAAAAAAAUUCCGUAAUUCGGUUACGGAAAUAAAUAUUUUGUCUUUGCCAAAUUCUGUGUUGGGGGAUAUAAAAAAAAUUAUGGCAAAAUUGUUAUCACUAUAUAUUAACCCUUAAGGGUUCAAUGGUUUCCUGAGAACGGAUUUUGUGUUAGUUCGGAAAAUCAAUACAUUCCAUUUAAAAAAAAGUAAAAAUUUUAUAUAAAAUUCAUAAAUCACAUUUCCCAAAUGUCCUUUUGGCCAUGUGUUCUAUUUAAUUAGUGUUCCGUUAAUAGCUUCCAUUUGAGUGUAUAGAUAUUUCCUCCUAUAAAACUGGUAUAAGGAUUUAAAGAGAAAAAAAAAAAUAACAAAAAAAGAAGUGUCGCUAUAUAGUUGACAACGCGCGAUAAUAGCUGGUAAAAAGCGUCGCGUCAUUUUCACUUUAAACCAAUGACUGUGACAAGGACGAUGCUGAUGCUUCUAAAGAUGAUGCUGAUGAUGAUGAUUAUGAUGACGAUGUCAGCAUAAUGCCACAGGAUAUGCCAGGCUAAAAAAUUUUGUCAUAUAAAAAAAAAAUAAAAAAAAAAAAAAAAUUAUAAAUGCAUUUUCUUAGUAUACCGCCACAGUGAAAUAAGAAAAAAAAAAUCCUUUUUUUUUCUAUAUGCCCUGCAACAAUUUUAGUGCGCUCUUGCUCUCGUUCGCUUAAUUAAUUGAGAGUGUGAAUAAUUAAAAAAAAGUGGAAGAAAAAAAAAAAGAGUUAUAUUUCCCACCGUGUGUCACAUCACAGUUUGAUAUCCUUGUAACCUUGUAAUCCUUCAUCUUCAUCAUCGUUCUGGUGCUCGGUAACUAGUCUUCGUGUUUGUCGGUGAUAUGGUACUCAUCUAGAAACCUACCAUUUUUUGUGUGAUAUAUCCUUUUCCUUCUCUCAUCGCGCAACUUGUUCGUCGUCGUCGUCAUCAUCGUUGUCGCGCUAAAAAAUUCCACUGACAUCCUUGAUACCUUUUUUGUUUUUUUGUUGUUGUUUUUUUUUUUUCGUCCUUUAGAAUAAUAUUGUACAUGUAGGUACUUGUGUGCAAAAGGAAAAAUCUAGUAUAUUUCUCUAUGAAAAUGAAAAAAAAAGUUUUAAAUGAAUAAUGCAAUAUUCUUUCUAAUUAAGUGAGCAAACAUAUAGCGUGAAUAAAGGACGAUACGAUAUAGAAGGUCCUGACGGGUGUUAUAAUGGUAUAAUAGGUUCGUGGUGAUGGUUCAUAUAAGUGAAGACAUAAUAAUUGUGUGAGCUCUCAUCCUCUUUAUCCUGCUGCUGCUCGACAUAAUCUGAUUUAAAUUUUGCAGGUGUAUAAAAAUUCAAAAAAAAAGAAAAAGGAUGUGCCCUUCUUCUUUGUCAGUUAUAACCUAUGUUUUAUUAUGAAAAAAAAGUGUAAUUAGUUGGUGUUUUAUGGCUAAAAAUCACGAAAUAAUCAUUUUUAAUUGCGCUAAAUGAAAUUGGAUACAUCCUCAUUCGCCACACACAAAUAUUUCUACUUCUUCUGUUUACAUGUAAAAAUAUUAUAAAUCGCAUGUCAGUUGGGAAUAUAUUCUGACAAACAUAUAAAUAAAACAGGACAACACAACUAAUUAAAAAAAAAAAAAAACAAAUUGUAUAUCUACGAGUAUAAUGAAACAGAAAUAUUUGUUGUAAUUCUGUUUAUUGACGGAAAAUAAUAAUUAUUUUGACCAAAUAAAAUAAAACGACCAUCAUAAAAAAAAGAGAAACUUUAAGGAAAAUUACAAAAAAUAAAUAUCAACAAAAAACAACACAAAACAACAUAAAGGAACAACCACCGAAGGACAAGAUAGGCAUCACAUGAGCUGUCAUCAUGAUCGCAAUUAUAACAUUAUUCUUCUAUAUGACAAGUCUGACCAUGUGUUACCAGAGACCAUCGGUGAAUCACAAUAAUUUGGAUCAAAAACCCACACAUUCGCCACCGUUGCAUUCACCACAUGGCCAUAGAUGGAAUGAGCCAUAUUUUGACGUAACUAUGCCAAAGAAUAUCACGUCACUUGUGGGAAAGUCUGCAUAUUUGGGAUGUCGUGUAAAACAUUUAGGAAACAAAACGGUCGCAUGGAUACGACACAGAGACCUGCACAUACUCACCGUUGGGACAUACACUUACACUACAGAUCAAAGGUUCCAAACAUCCUACCACCGAGAUAUAGACGAAUGGACGCUACAGAUAAAAUGGGCACAGAAACGUGACGCCGGAGUGUACGAGUGCCAACUAUCCACCCAACCAGUUAGAAGUUUUUCGGUAAACUUAAAUAUUGUUGACUCCAUUGAUACUGAAAAGAAUAGUAUUUUGCAACAAUACUAUAACGAUGAUACAUUUUACAUAAGCUCGGAUCGUGUAUAUCAAGGAAGUGACGAUGAAUUUGCUGGACUAUAUGGACCAAUUCAAACUGUAGCCGUGCCAACAGCAACAAUACUUGGUGGACCAGACUUGUAUGUGGAUAAAGGAAGCACCAUUAAUCUGACAUGUGCAAUAAAGUUUAGUCCAGAGCCACCGACACAUAUAUUUUGGUAUCAUCAAGAUAAGGUCAUCAGCGAAGACUCCGAACGUGGAGGCAUCACAUUCAUCACAAGUAUAUCAGAUGAUCCUAAAUCAAUACUUCUCAUCGACGAUGCUGAUUUACCUGAUUCAGGCAAAUAUUCCUGCUAUCCAUCGAAUACUGAAAUAGCUAGCAUACGCGUUCAUGUGCUUCAAGGUUAACGCGCGUAGCUAACGAAAGACCAGGCGUGCUUAAGAACCUAAUUUUGCUGGUUAUAACCUAACAAAAACUUUUUCCUUAAGAUUAUUCUCUAUCUUGCACUCUCGAAGAAUAAUCUAACCAUAACCAUUUGAGAACUCUAAUAUGGAACUUCUUAGAGGUACACAUCUAUUGUGUAUAGUCUUAUAGAUCGGAGAUAUCAUUAUUAAAGCAGCUUUUAAAAUUGCCAUAAGGAAGAAGCCACCCUUAACAGAGUUGAUAGUGACACAUUAAGUUAUACUACAUUUACCAUCGCAUCGUGUCGUGGUUACGUUACAGCACCAAGCGAAGAGAUUCCAUCGAUAAGGACACACACAAAACUGAGAGUGGCUCCUCUUAUGCCAUGUUUUUACCUACUACGUUUUCUAUAUGUAGUAUACUAGCAAGGAGCAAAAACAUCCUUCGCUACACUUACUAACAUUUAUUUAGGGGUCUAUAUUUGUACGAUAAGAAUUUUGUUCCUUGAAGCGCAUAGUUGCACGAAUAUGUUCGCAAUCUGAAUCAGCGAUAUUUGGAGAAGGGUCUUGCGGGCGUGCAAGUGAAUGUUUCAAGUGAAUUUAGUUCUCUGCUACGAGCAUCGACCAAAAGACCGAAGUAAGCAGCAGCAUCGUCCUCGUCAUUCUCCGAAAUCUGCACGUUUUCAGUUCAGAGCCAGAGUCAGGAAUAUACGUUAUAGAAGUAGAAACAGCAGCACAGAAACAGGCAGGAUGUGUAUACGUUUGCAUCCUGAUGAUGGGGUCCUUUAUAACGGAGGUGGUGGGGGUGGCUGUUGAUGAUGAUGAUGUUGAUGAUGCUGGGUGUUUGGGAUGUACAUUCUUACACCUUAGUUGAAGCAGUGAAUAUAUGUUUGGUGUUCCAUUGACUGUUCAAGAUCUCUCUCAAGAGUAUAGUUGAUGAGUUGUACAUGAUGACC
Episyrphus balteatus (marmalade hoverfly) is the source of this 4078-nucleotide messenger RNA. It is a transcript of the gene dpr10, whose product is annotated as zwei Ig domain protein zig-8. Gene Ontology annotation, biological process: synapse organization. Bases 2238 to 3128 code for a protein of 296 amino acids. Gene Ontology annotation, cellular component: neuron projection membrane. NCBI's taxonomy places the organism in Eukaryota, Metazoa, Arthropoda, Insecta, Diptera, Syrphidae. The record is from RefSeq and is a predicted model, not a curated record. The transcript has 7 exons.